UAAAUGAUAUCGAAAAAUCGUAAAAUUUAUUUUUUAGAUAUUUUAAAUACGCUAAAUCGAAUUUAACAGAGUCGAUCGUCGAUUCAGAAAUUAUAUCAUCGAAAACGGUUUAGAAGCAUGGAAUAGCACACAAUAUAUAUUGUAUUAGUAUAGGAGGAAAAAAAGUAUGGGUAAAUUGCAUACCCACCCACAUGGCUGUGGACGGGUAUGUAUAAAAAUACUAACUAUCUAAAAAUUUAUAUAUAAAAUUUAUCUAUAGCUGUAUAACCUGCGGUACAAUAACUCGCCCACCAGUUAUCUAACCGGCCAAUUUAUCAGGUCUAACUCUAAUUUUUCACUCACCAUAAAACUAGACCCACUGUAGCCCGUCAUAAGUGCACCGACUUAUCUGUAAUAACUCAACUUCUUAUCAACGGAGCAAUCUUCCUCCCGCCCACGCGGUUGGUAUAAGUGAUAAGUCCGUGUACUUAUUUCUCCCGCCAUAUCAUCCCCUGCAGACUGCAGUUCCCCCGAUUACAUUCCCUCCAACUGUCCCCUGUCACUCUCUUCUCCCUUGCGCCACAAUUCUCUCUCUCUCUCUCUCUCUCUCUCUCUCUCUCUCUCUCUCUUCUUGCUGCUGCGGCUGUCGGAAUUGCCGCAGAGAUGUCGAAUUCCGACGCCGAGAACCUACACCUUGUGUUCCAGUACUUACGUGAGACGAAUCACCACGAUGCAUGCCACAGGUUGGAGAGGGAAACGCAGAUCUUCUUCGACCUGCCCUACUUCGAGGGGCUGGUGCUCGCCGGUGCGUGGAACGACGCGGAGUGGUACCUCAAGGGAUUUGCCGAGCUCGACGAGAAUCGACAUUCUCAGAUCUUCUUCGAAUUAUACAAGAUUAUGUUCUACGAGUCCCUUGAUAGGUCUGAUACAGCGAAGGCGGUGGAGAUCCUCAGGAACAUCAGGCCGUUGGAAGCGGUCAAUAAGGAAGUCUUUGCUGAAAUGUGCUGUCUCCUCUCGCUGGAUAAUUUCAGGGAACAUGAGCGGCUAAAAGAUUUGGGGGAUAUGAAUUCGAUGAGGCAAGAAACAUGCAGAGAGAUAGCGAAGCUGAUCAAGGCGAAUCCCGUCUUGAAGGAUAAAUUGAAGUUCCCUGAAAUGGAACCCUCGAGUCCGCGUGCAAUGAUUGAUCUCAAUUUCCCUUUGCCCGAGCCUUGCGCCUCAAUGGAACUACACGGGAUUGACCUCAAUGCCACACAUUCGCCUACGCAAGUCGUCAGUAUUCCGCCCACUCAAAAUUCGCCAACGCAAGUUGCCAGUAUUCCACCCGCUCAAAAUUCGCCAACGCAAGUUGCCAGUAUUCCGCCCGCUCAAAAUUCGCCAACGCAAGUUGCCAGUAUUCUGCCUGCUCAAAAUUCGCCAAUGCAAGUUGCCAGUAUUCCGCCCGCUCAACAUUCGCCUUCACUAGUUGCCAAUCGUUGGCCCGCUCGGCGCACACGACACACUCGGCGCACUCUGCGCACUCUGCUCACUCGGCGCACUCAGCAUUCUUUAGAUAUUUUGCCUAGGACUGUCAUUAUGACUUUAAUUCAGGGUUCUCUGGUUUCGACGAUGGAUUUUAGUCCCAAAUAUCCAACAGUUCUUUUAGUGGGAACAAAUACUGGCGAAAUCUCAGUUUGGGACCUAACUGCGCGAGAGAGGAUUCAUCAUAGAAAUUGUGAAAUUGAGAAUGCUUCAGAGGCCUUCCAAAUGGCUCUUGCAAGUGAUCCUACCAUAGCCGCCAACCGUGUAAGAUGGGAUUCUAAUGGAAUAUUAUUUGGUGUUGCAUUUUCCAAGAACAUUGUGCACUUACACAACUACAUUGGCCGUCAUGAACUAACAAAAAAAUCUGAGAUAGAAGCUCAUGUCGGCGGAGUUAAUGAUAUUGCUUUUUCUCGACCACACGGAACACUGUAUGUUAUUACCUGUGGAGAUGACAAGACUAUAAAGGUGUGGGAUGCAGAGUCUACAUCCCUUUUACAGACUUUUGAAGGUCAUAGUGCUCCUGUAGGUUCAGUAUUGCCACAUUCAAGGCGUGAUCGUCAUUUUAUCUUGUCGAGUUCCAUGGAUGGGAGAAUGAAAGAAUGGUUGUAUAAUGUUCCUAACUCCGGAACUGAUAAUGCUCCGGUAGGAAAAUCUUUUUGUACCAUGGCAUAUAAUGCUGAUGGAACAAGGUUGUUCAUUUGUGGGAUCCGUGAUGAUGGUCUUGCAUACCUUGAGCAAUGGAACGGCCGAAAGUGGAACAAAGUGUGCUCUUAUGUUGGUUUCAAUAACCAAUGUGAUGGGGUGCCACAAUUCGACAUUGCAAAUAGUCGUUUUUUAGCUGCAGGAGAAGAACAUAUGAUCAAGUUUUGGGAUAUGGGCCAUUUCGACCCUUUGACAACUACCGAUGCCGAGGGUGGAUUACCGGCCUUGCCGUGCGUCCGGUUCAACAAAAGCGGGUCGUUGUUGGCUGUUUCAACAAACGACAACUGUUUUAAAGUAUUAGCAAAUGAUGAUGCUCAGCAAUUAUUUGUUGUCGGAAAUCAGUCUAAUGUUGUUACUGCACCAUAUUCAGAGCCCAAGUCAAAGAAUGGUGAAAGUCCAGUUACGAGAGAUGCUGUACCGGAGGAGUUAAAUGAUGGAUCGAGGAAGAGGAAACCAAUGGAAGUUCGAAAACCAUGCCAGUACUAUUCUUUAAGGCUCCCUGAUAGGGUAGCUAAGGUAGAAAGAAUGGUGUACACAUUUUCCGGGAAUGGUAUAUUGUCCCUCAAUUCUGACGGGGUUCACAAACUGUGGAAAUGGCAGAAGACUGAAGCAAAUAAAUCAGGACAGGCAACGGCAACUUUUCCUCCCCUGUUGUGGACACCUUCAAGUGGCAUGAUGAUGAACAAUGAGUUAGGCAAUGCAAAUGUAGGAGCAGCUCACUGCUUUGCACUGUCGAAAAAUGACAGUUAUCUUGUGUCCUCAUCUGGCGGAAAUACAUCUAUUUUCAAUAUGAUGAGUUUCAAGAGAAUGCAUAAGAUCAUGCAUUCGCCUUCUGCAGUCACUUUUCUUGCUUGUUAUCCACAAGACAACAACAUUCUUGCCAUCGGCAUGCGGGAUUCAACUAUCCAAAUCGUCAACAUCCGUUUUGAUGAGGUCAAAGCCAAGCUACAAGGACAUCAAGAUAAGAUUACAGGCCUCGUAUUUUCGAGCAAGUUAAAUAUCCUCGUCUCAUCCGCAGCCGAUACUUUGAUAUGUGUAUGGGGGAUCGACGGAUGGAAAAAAGAAUGUAGUAGAAGUCUAGAGAUACCUAGUGGACGGCUGUCGAGCCCUGGCGUGGAGACCAAAAUUCAACUUCACAAUAAUCAGGUCCAUCUAUUGGCUAUCACCAAGACGCAGCUGGCCGUCUAUGAUGCAGCAACACUGGAACUCUUGAAACAGUGGCAGCCUGAGAAUGGACAAAUUACAGAUGGAACGUAUUCAUGCGACGGACAAAUGAUCUAUGCAAGUUUAAUGGAUGGAGUGUACACCUUUACCUCAGAUCUUGAUGUGGGGCGCAGAAUUCGCCCCGAAGCAUAUAAGAAUCCUCAAAUUCCAAAUGUUUAUCCAGUUGUCAUUGCUGCUCAUCCUUCCAAACCUACCCAGUUCGUGCUGGGACUAAGUGAUGGUCAUGUCCAAGUCUUGGAGCGUUCGGAAUCGGAAAAGCAACAGGAAACCUUACCCCCUCCGGAAAGCGCUGCUGGAGGAAGCACUUCUUCGCCUAGAAAAGGUGGUGGAUUCGCUUCUUGCAGCCGACAGCAUCUUCAAUAGAACCUUGAAUCCAUAACACUCGCCUUUCCCCGUAUUCUUUCAUUUGGCUAUUGUCAUCAUCACUAGAUUCGCCUUUCAUCAAAUACACCAAGCAGCCGAAUUCAGUAGUAAUAAGCUCUUGAAAGAGGAUUUUUAUAGUAAGAUGCUGAAGGUAACGAGCAUAUGGACGGAGAGCUGCUGCGUUAAGCACAAAUUAGCUCCGGGUUUUUGUUGAGUUUAUUUUGUGUAUAGAAGUGUAGAUUGCAAUCUUUUAAAUUUUCUGUAGCUAUCGAAGGGCAUUAAUUACUCUCUUUUUGUGCAUAUUAUCCUGUUAGUGAUGAUGCCUUUUGUUGAUUUGAUGUUUGAUCAUUACCCACGACAUCAGAUCAUUACCCACGGCCAAUGGCAUCAAUUAUCAGGUUCUUUUUCUUCUUUAUUUUUCUUUUUGUUUUUGCUGUAGAUACAGCACAUUAUCCACGUCCACACUUUUGACAUGCUAUUUCUAUGUAUGGCCACGCCCAAUGACUGGUCAAUUGAAUCCAUAUAGCUAUCAUAAUAUCUAAAACUACCCAAACUGUUUGUG
Messenger RNA from Ananas comosus (pineapple), 4348 nucleotides. Its product is annotated as topless-related protein 1-like. The coding region runs from base 643 to 3786 and encodes 1047 amino acids. The transcript has 22 exons. Lineage: Eukaryota; Viridiplantae; Streptophyta; Magnoliopsida; Poales; Bromeliaceae. The record is from RefSeq and is a predicted model, not a curated record. Gene Ontology annotation, molecular function: protein binding. Gene Ontology annotation, biological process: regulation of DNA-templated transcription.